CUAUGGUAGAUAUUUUUGGCGACGCUUUGUUGGGCCAAAGGGAUCGUGAAUAUUUCUCUGGAUAACUAUUUUAUACAUUUUUUGAAGAUGGGAUUACACAAAAGAAAUCACGGGAGAAACAGUUGUUCGCUCGACUUAAUAAAGUCAGUGUGAAGAGGCUUCAAACAGGCCGACAGAGCCAAAAACAACACCAUGGCAAAAUUUGGGAGUGAAAAAUCCUUUUUAUCAAGACAGCGGUUGUCCAGAAAGACACCUGAUGAGGAGCUUGCUGUCAUUGAAAAUGGGGACAGCAGGACUCACUCUCGUUGUGAAGAAAUCGCUGACACAGCGCUGUCUUCAGAGUCCCAUAGAGACUUAUUUACAGGUGCUGGGGCCAUGGCCAGGCUCUCUUACGUCUUCUUCAUGCUGCGUAACUGGGCGUCUCACAGAGUGAACCCUGAAACGGAGAGGCACGACUCUUUUCUAGAGCGCUUUAGAGGUCCAGAGCUCAAAGACGUCUCCAGUCGAGAAAGCAAUGCCCAGUCUCUGGGCCACAACGACACAGUCCGUAAGAGAAAGAAAGAAGUCUGGAUUAUGGAUCCAGCUGCAGACCAGUACUACAGAUGGCUGACCGUCAUUGCAGGCCCAGUAUUUUACAACCUGAUGAUGAUUGUAACAAGAGCCUGUUUUAAUGAACUCCAGGAUACAUAUACAAAGCUAUGGAUAGUUUUAGACUACACAUCAGAUGCCAUAUACUACGCAGACACAUUUGUCAGGUCAAGAACAGGUUACUUGGAACAGGGCCUGCUUGUAAAAGACGCAAAGAAACUGAGAGAUAAAUACCGAACGACAUCUCAGUUUAAAUAUGAUAUGAUCUCAAUGAUACCUACUGAUCUGCUGUUCUUAAGAUUUGGCUUCAACAACCCGGAGUUCAGAUUCAACCGUCUUUGCAAAAUGUCCAGGCUUUUUGAAUUCUUUGAGCGGACUGAAACUCGAACAAGCUUCCCUAACAUGUUUCGUAUCAGCAAUCUCGUGCUUUAUAUCCUUGUUAUUAUCCAUUGGAAUGCUUGCUUGUUCUUUGCCAUUUCAAAAACCAUUGGUUUUGGAUCAGAUACGUGGGUGUAUCCCAAUAUUAGCCAUCCAGAGCAUGGCCGCCUGGCUAGAAAGUACAUUUACUCCCUAUACUGGUCCACAUUGACCCUCACCACCAUCGGAGAAACCCCUCCACCAGUAAGAGACGUCGAAUUCCUCUUCGUGAUUUCUGACUUCCUCACUGGUGUGCUCAUCUUUGCUAGUAUUGUCGGUAAUGUCGGUGCCAUGAUCUCCAACAUGAAUGCUUCUCGUGCUGAGUUCCAGGCAAAAAUUGACUCCAUUAAGCAGUACAUGCAGUUCCGAAAGGUCACCAAAGACCUGGAGGCAAGAGUCAUCAAGUGGUUUGACUACCUGUGGACUGAGAAGAAGACCUGCGAUGAGAAGGAAGUACUCAAGAACCUCCCAGACAAGCUCAGGGCUGAGAUCGCCAUCAAUGUCCAUUUGGAUACACUAAAAAAAGUGCGUAUUUUCCAGGAUUGCGAAGCCGGUCUGCUGAUUGAGUUGGUGCUCAAGCUGCAGCCACAGGUGUUCAGUCCUGGAGAUUACAUCUGUAAGAAAGGGGAUAUCGGCAGGGAGAUGUACAUCAUCAAGGAGGGGAAGCUAGCUGUGGUGGCCGAUGAUGGAGUCACUCAGUUUGUGGUGCUCAGUGAUGGCGCAUACUUUGGGGAAAUCAGUAUCUUGGGUAUCAAAGGAAGUAAAGCAGGCAACAGAAGAACAGCCAACAUCAGAAGUGUUGGCUACUCCGAUCUCUUCGCCCUAUCCAAAGACGACUUGAUGGAAGCUCUCACUGAGUAUCCCGAGGCCAAAAAAGCUUUGGAGGAGAAGGGAAAAGCCAUCUUGAUGAAAGACAACCUGAUUGAUGAGGCUGUUGCCAAUGCUGGAGCUGACCCCAAAGACAUGGAGGAGAAGAUAGGGAAACUGCAGAGCAACCUAGAUGACAUGCAGACCAAGUUUGCGAAGCUGAUGGCGGAGAUAACCUCUGGCCAGACGAGGAUGAAGCAGAGAGUCACAGAUAUGGAGGCCAAAGUGAAAUCUAUAAAGCCUGAGGACCUGUCAGAAGUAAUGGCUGAUAAAGACAAUAAAGUAAAAUAAGGAGAUACUUGAGGACUUUAAAGGGAAUGAAGGAAUUUUCACUUAGAAUACUUUUUAAAGGCCCAUGUUUGUAUGUAUUUAUACAUCUCUGUUCAUAUUAUCGUGUCAAAAUAUGUACAGCAAAAUGCAGCAAAUGCAUAUUUUGUGUGUACUUUUCAAUGACAAUUUUAUAUUGUCAUCAACUUCUUGAGUAUGUCCAUCAGAAGCACUCAUGUAUGCAAAAGCUUGGCUUUCCACAGCCUUAGAAUAUAAAAGAGGAAUGUUUUUUUUCCUGAUCAGUAUUGACUUUUUUAUUUUUAAUGCAAAUACAGGAUCAAACAAUCCAUUUGAAACUGUAUGUGAAUGUAAAAAUACAUUGUAAUGCAGUUAUGUUUAUAUAAGUUAUCAGAGUACAUUAUCAGUUGUAAAUUGCAAUGUUAUAUGUUGAUAAACAUUAAAAUGUUCUUAUAACAUUUACUGUGACUAGGUUUUCAUUUUUUAUCUAGCUAUAUGCCUUGAUGUCUUUACUAGCUGUAAAGUCCCUUAAACUGGCUAAAAAUCUAAAUUAUUCAAUAAAUAAAUUUUAGCUCAGAUAAGCUACAGUAGCUUAAAGAAGUCCAAGUCCAGUGCGUAUGCCCUCAUUGGUCUGUGUAGUGCCAUUCUUAAUAGAAAUGCUGUUAUGUGCUUCUUAAAAUGAUUUGCAGGCAUUUAAAACUGACAUUUCAAGCUUCCUAAACUUUCCUUGUGCAAAAUGUGCACUACACAGACUAGAAAAGCAAUUCCUUUAUCUUUCUGGUAAAAUCUGGACUUUUCCAGUGUUACUAUAAUUUUUUUAACCUAUAUUAGUAACUCAAACUUUCCAUGAAGUUGCCAAAUAAUACUUUGCAAUGCUUUGCUCAAGAUAAUUUUGCAAUUUGAAACAUUUGGCAGUAUGCUGAGCAUUGAAAGCUUCAGGGCAACCCUGAUGGAGAUCACAUGGUGAAAAGUUUUAGGCAUGUAGGGCGCAAAGGAUGCAUCAUUGAGGCUGAUGUGCCACAACUCUUGUCUGGGCCUUUUCACCCCUAUAAAUAUAAAAAAAUAAAUGUCUCCCAUAAACCCCAGCUUCUGUGGCCACCAUCAGGAGGAUUUGAGAGGAAAUAAUAGUGCCCCAUCUAAUCCACAAGGCCACCAUUUUCAGAGCCUUACAUCUGUGAUACUUUUGUAGAUAACCAGUGAAUGUCUGACUCUUCUACUGUGUAGUGUGUGUGAGAGAGAAGGAGGGAGAGGUAGUAUGCAAGAGUUAUUUCCAUUCACAUCUUGUUAAUAAUUGAUAUUCUUUUAUUAUAACGUAACAAAAAAAUGGAUUGGACAUUUAUUCAUAAAAUUAGUUUUACAAAGGGUUAAAGACAAAUAUGAACAAAUACUGUCUAUAUUGCUUGUAAAAGGGUUGAAGUCGAUCCCUGUUCAGAAAUGUCACAUAGUUGUUUUGGCUGUAUUGAUUUAAAAAUCUAAUUAUGCAACUUGUCCAUCAGACCCAGGAACAUUGGCUGUGUAAAAAAAAAAAGAAAUUGAAAUCCACACAAGGGUUAAGAACAAAUUUCUUCUCAAGAACGAUUGGUGGAUGAUGCCCAAUGAUUUCUUGAUGAUAGCGAGUGAAUUUAUCUUGAGAAAAGAACAGAAAUCUACUUGUUCUCAUGAAAAAAAGAGUAAAAUUACAAAAGUAUGGAUACAUGUCUACUUGGGGCUUCUAUAGUUUUUUACUGUUCUGGAGUA
Cheilinus undulatus (humphead wrasse) is the source of this 3894-nucleotide messenger RNA. RefSeq names its product cyclic nucleotide gated channel subunit alpha 3a (gene cnga3a). Bases 193 to 2163 code for a protein of 656 amino acids. Lineage: Eukaryota; Metazoa; Chordata; Actinopteri; Labriformes; Labridae. The record is from RefSeq and is a predicted model, not a curated record. The transcript is spliced from 7 exons. Gene Ontology annotation, cellular component: intracellular cyclic nucleotide activated cation channel complex; plasma membrane. Gene Ontology annotation, biological process: monoatomic cation transmembrane transport. Gene Ontology annotation, molecular function: intracellularly cGMP-activated cation channel activity; cGMP binding; protein-containing complex binding.